Molecule: messenger RNA, 939 nt
Organism: Sorex fumeus (smoky shrew)
Lineage: Eukaryota; Metazoa; Chordata; Mammalia; Eulipotyphla; Soricidae
Product: olfactory receptor 150-like
Exons: 1
Coding region: 4-939 (311 amino acids)
Biological process (GO): sensory perception of smell; G protein-coupled receptor signaling pathway
Cellular component (GO): membrane
Molecular function (GO): odorant binding; G protein-coupled receptor activity; olfactory receptor activity
Source: RefSeq, a predicted model, not a curated record
AAAAUGUCAGCAGGAAAUCAUUCCACAGUGACUGAGUUCAUCCUCGAGGGACUGGGGGUACGUCCUGAGCUCCAACUACCACUCUUCCUCCUCUUCCUUGGAAUCUACGUGGUCACUGUGGUGGGGAACCUGGGCAUGAUCACACUCAUAGGUCUCAGUUCCCACCUCCACACACCCAUGUAUUAUUUCCUCUGCAGCUUGUCCUUCAUUGACCUCUGUCAAUCCACUAUCAUCAUCCCCAAAAUGCUGGUGAAUUUUGUGGCUGAGAAGAACACCAUCUCCUACCCGGAAUGCAUGACUCAGCUAUACUUCUUCCUUGUGUUUAUCAUAGCCGAAUGUCACAUGUUAGCUGCCAUGGCAUAUGACCGCUACAUUGCCAUCUGUAACCCCUUGCUUUACAAUGUCACCAUGUCCUAUCAGGUCUGCUCUUGGCUGGUAGUCGGGGUGUACAGUAUGGGUGUCAUUGGAUCUACAGCUCAUACAGCCUGUAUGUUAAGACUACACUUUUGCAAAGUUAAUAGAAUCAACCAUUACUUUUGUGACCUCUUCCCGUUACUGGAACUCUCCUGCUCCAGCACUUACAUCAACGAAGUGAUAGUUUUGUGUUUCAGUGCUUUCAAUAUUUUUGCUCCUACCCUGAUCAUUCUUGGCUCCUACAUCUUCAUCAUUGCCAGCAUCCUUCGCAUUCGCUCCACGGAGGGCAGGUUCAAAGCCUUUAGCACCUGCAGCUCCCACUUCUCAGCAGUUUCUAUUUUCUAUGGCUCUGCUGCCUUCAUGUACCUGCAGCCAUCAUCCGUGAGCUCCAUGGAACAAGGGAAAGUGUCCUCUGUGUUUUACACCAUAGUCGUGCCCAUGCUGAACCCCCUGAUCUACAGUGUCAGGAAUAAAGAUGUCAAAGUUGCCCUAAAUAAGAUCCUUCACAAGAGGUGCACACAGUGA